AGCAAUAUACUUUAUUUAAUUUUUUGUUGAAUGUGAGCUUUAGAGAGAAAAACCUGUACAUAUAUAAUAAUUGAAGCCAAAUUCAUUUGUAUAUACAAGCCUUGUGAGAUACAGAAGCAGAACAAGAAAAAAAAACAUAUGAAAUAGCAGAAAAAAGAAAAAUAUUAUUCACAUAUUGAUUUUGAGACACGAAUUGUAAUAAAGCAUAUUUAACAACAAAAUUGUGUGAGACAAGGUGUUCCGGAAAGGUAUAACAAUCAGUGAAUCACCCAUGAAUUAAACUCCAAUUUAAUACGAUUAACGACUUUUUCACUAAAACCUUAAAAUGUGAAUAUAACACGAAAAAUAACAAAACAAAAACAAUAAUUUUUCAAUCGCUGAUGGAGGGAGAAAAAUAAACAAUGGAAGCUCAUAAAUUACGAAAUAAUAAUUAAAUAUGUAUUGAGAGAGUUUCAAAAACGAUAAGUAAAAGUGAAGAAUUUGUGUGAACUGUUUAAGAAAAUUUUCGAUAAACAUGACAUGGAAAAAAAGCCAAGCUGAGUGAAGAAGAGAAGAGUUCAACAGUUUAAAUACUUAAACGUCGAGAGAAAGUUUUCUUUUUUCCUUCCUUCAACUACACUUUGCUCAAAAGGGAGGAAUUUUGGAUAUAACUUUAAUAUUUUAUGACGUUAUUGUAGUCAACAAUGAGAUGAAGGUGGAAAUCAUGCUAUCAAUUUACAAGCACAAAUCAAUCAAUAUAAGCAAUAGAAUUUUCCUAAACGCUUCAGAUUUUUACGUCAUCAUUGUCAACAUAACAUGAAAGCCUUAUUCUUGCAUCUUUACGAUAGAAGAAUUUGUUGUGAUUUUAUUUACUUCUCAUCAUUAUCACAAAUUGAUUUCAUAGUUACGUAAAAGAGACAAGAAAAAACAGAUAAAUCAACGGAAAAGUUGAACGACGAAUAUAUAUCGACAGCAAGACGUUAGAAGCUGACACUUACAUAAAUACAACAUAAAAUCGUACUCAAAAGAGGAAAAAAAGAAGGAAAAAAUCAACGUAAACAAACAUCUCGUCCUUUCUCGUCACUUUCUCAAACAUCGUCUUCCUUAUUGUCAUAUAACAAUGAGCAAAGUCAAACAAUAACAAAUAAAAUGGGCACGAACGAUAACUUUUCAUACCCCAAUGCAACAAUCAGUAAAAUUAGCAAUAACAGCACUGAAGAGAUGAUAGAUCAAGAAUGGAUCAAAAUUUUGAUAACAGCUUUUACAGCAUCUUUAAUGAUAUUUAUUAUCAUCGCGGCUAUUUUCGGUAACCUCCUAGUCAUCAUAUCUGUAAUGAGAGUUAGGAAACUAAGAGUCAUAACAAAUUACUUCGUAGUCAGUCUAGCCCUCGCUGAUAUUAUGGUAGCUAUGAUGGCAAUGACUUUCAAUUUCAGUGUUCAAAUCACGGGAAGAUGGCUUUUUGGGCGGUUCAUGUGUGAUGUUUGGAAUAGCUUAGAUGUGUAUUUCUCAACGGCAAGUAUAUUGCAUCUCUGCUGUAUAUCGGUAGACAGAUAUUAUGCCAUAGUAAAACCUUUAAAGUAUCCUAUCAACAUGACAAAGAGGAAAGUUGCUAUCAUGAUAUUAACCACUUGGAUAUCACCAGCAUUGCUGUCUUUUGUUCCAAUUUUUUGCGGAUGGUACACGACCAAGAAACAUCUUGCAGAUGAAUUACUCUUUCCGAACGAUUGUAACUUUAAAGUUAAUAAAAUAUAUUCUGUUGUUUCGAGUUCCAUAUCGUUCUGGAUACCUUGCACAAUCAUGUUGUUUACAUACCAUGCAAUAUUCAAAGAAGCAGAUCGGCAAGAAAAACAACUCGCAAUGAGACAUGGUAAUGCAAUGUUAAUGCACAGACAUUCAAAUUGUGGUCCAUCUAAUAAUGGUGAACUCAGCGGUUCGGGAUCAUCUAAAACAUUGACGCUUCAUGAAGUCGAAUCGGAACAUACACCGACCAAAGAUAAACAUUUAAACAAAAUGAAACGGGAACAUAAGGCUGCCAGAACAUUAGGAAUAAUUAUGGGAACAUUUAUCGCAUGUUGGCUUCCGUUUUUCACAUGGUACGUGACAGCGUCGUUGUGUGGAGAUAGCUGUAAAAUUCCUGAAAUAUUUGUCGCCAUCCUGUUUUGGAUCGGAUACUCAAAUUCAACAUUGAAUCCAUUAAUUUAUGCUUAUUUCAAUCGAGAUUUUCGGGAGGCUUUUACAAGCACAUUGCACUGCUUAUUCUGCUGGUGGCGAAAAGAACCAUCACCAUUAGAUAUCGAUGUGAGGAGGUCUAGUCUCAACGCACGUUAUGAUUCACGCGCUAAAAGCGUCUAUACUGAAAGCUAUUUACGUCCACAACCAAAUAAAAAUAAUGAUGUUGCUCCAGAAACAUUAUAAUCGUAAAGAUCUAAUAGGCUAAUAGAUGUAAGAGCAUAGGUGUUACUUAAAAGAAAAAAAAAAUUAAGAUGUGGUAACAGAUGUUUUUGAAAUUUAUAUGAAAGAUUAUUCGGCCCAAAGUACGCGUGUCUGAUAUUCAAAAUUAAAAGGAAAUCUUUUUGCAUUUUUUUCUAGUCGCUGUAAUUUCUACCAAAACCACAUGGGAAUCUCUAAAGAUAAAAGAAUUCUUUGAAAUACAAAGCUUAAGAGUUUACUUUUUUUUAGUUUACAAAUAAAAUUUACCGCGUACAUAAGAUACGUUAAGUGUUUUGUAUCACAGAAACCCAUGAAUAUCGAGACAUUCCGUUAAAUGGCAAAGUUCGUAAAACACCAACUGUCUUCUAUUUUGUUUUUAUGUUUAAUAAAGAAGGAAAAUAUUGAAGAGCUGAUGCGGGUGCGCGUACUGAGGGCACAUUAUAAACAUAUACAUAACUGACAAAAACUUAAAUGUUAGACGAAAAUUAUAUUUUUAAAAGAAUUUUCAUAUUUUUUUUUUCUUUUUACUUCCCCUAACGUAAAAGUGAAGAUUGUAUCCUGUUUAUUUAUUUUUCACAGAAAAAAAGUAAAUAUUUAUGGCAUCAGAUGAAAAUAUAUUAGGGGAUGAAAAGUGGCAGAAAAUAUACUUAAGAAAGUUUAUGGUGCUCUCUUAUAUUAAGUUUAGCAUAUGCUUGUUUGAUUUUUCGAUGCUUUUUUAAUUGUUGUUUUAAUUUAAAGGAAGAAUCAAUUCAAGUGGAAAGUAAAGAAAAUCAAAUAAUAAAAGUUUAACACAUAAGCAGAGGAUUAAGUAUAAAAUAUGUAGAGAAGAAUUAUGUUAUGAGAAAUCUUACUUUGAUGUAAAUUUAUCGCAAGAUAAGUAUCGUCACAACAUACAUAAGAACAUUGUGAAACAAAUUAUUAAGUCGAAGCUUAUCAGAGUGAGAAAACUUCUUACAUCGUCAAGGUUUGAAGUCUCAAUUGACAUUUAUGCUUAGAUAAUGUCAGGUAUGUUGAUGGCACAAACUUUUAAUCCCUAAACAUUUGUUUAGCAAGUGAAGGAAUCAUCGUUCUAGCCUAUCUCAAGCUUUGACCUUUCUGUCGUUUUUCAAAGUCCAUCGAGAUGCUUGAACUUAUCCAUGCAUAAUGUCUCUAGCAAGGUUUUUAGUACAAUUCAAUAGAAUGAAGUUAUGUAGUGUUUCAGAGAUACUUUAAAAGUUCUUAGUUGACCUCUUUAUUAUGUAUAUGUACGAAGUGUAUUCACCAUUUUUUAUAUAAUUUAUUAGAAGCAUAAAUACAAUAGAUAUUAGCAAGAUUUUGCAUUCACAACAUGAACAUGAAAAAUAACAUAACAUUUGAAAUAUAUGCCAAUAAAUGGCUUCCAUUGAUGUACCUACCAUUUUCAAUUUCGGUAUAAAAUAAAUAUCUAUAGUCGUCAUGAGUACAUUGGUAAUUCGGAAACGUUCUUGAAAGCUUUUUGAACUGAAAGAAGGAAAACUUUACCAUGAAUUUCAAUAGAAUUAGUUUUGUUUUGUGUGAAAAGCUUUUGAACAGCGGGAAGCUUGCGCGUGCUUUUUUGAUGAGCGUUUCCUAUUGUGAAAAAACAAUUUAUUUCGAUGUUUUAGUAUAAGUUAUGAUUUAUAAAAUUCCAUAGACUGAAAAUAUUUCUAUCUAGAUUAACAAAAAAGAAAAAAUCGAGAGAAAAAAAUUGAAAUUUGUUAGAAUGAGUGGUAAUUUUAUUAGUUUUUCAAUCAACAACUUUUGAAAGUUUGAAGAAAUAAAUCCGAGAAAUAUAAGAGGAGAAAAAUAUCAAUGAAGGUCUGAAACAUUUUAUUUUCCUAAUCCAAUUUAUUCUUUUGAAGAUUAGAUAUUCUUAUGUAUGCUUGUAGAAAGAAGUGGCAAGCACUUGGAAUGGUAAAAUGAUAAAAUUUUCAAUUCUGAUAACAAUAAACGAUGUUAGUGAAAGUUGCAUCAGAAGUUUAAAUCAACAACUUGAAAUGGAAUUAAUGUGGAUGCUUUUACUCUGAGAACUAAGUAUGUAUGAGUUUCAAUAAAUAAAUUUAUUUAUAAAGCGGAUUAAUAAAGUUUAUCAUUUGUUCAACAACAUCACAUGACCAAUUGUUCAUACAAUCAUGCAAUCAAUCAAUCAAUCAAUCAUAAUUAUUAGUUAAUGUAGGUGAAGUAAAAUAAAAGGAAUAUGAAAGAGUAGUAAAAAUAUGCAAUAUUUUAUAAAUAGCUUUACUUUGAAAAAAAAACAUUUUUUUUAUAAAAACAUUAUAAUGCGAAAUAUUUAUCUCAGUUAUAUAACAACAAUCCAAAAGAAAAGUAACAAUAAAGCGUUACGUAUGAUCAACAG
Molecule: messenger RNA, 4762 nt
Organism: Clunio marinus
Lineage: Eukaryota; Metazoa; Arthropoda; Insecta; Diptera; Chironomidae
Source: the annotation of a GenBank genome assembly